Molecule: messenger RNA, 1191 nt
Organism: Nelumbo nucifera (sacred lotus)
Lineage: Eukaryota; Viridiplantae; Streptophyta; Magnoliopsida; Proteales; Nelumbonaceae
Gene: SVP
Product: K-box region and MADS-box transcription factor family protein
Biological process (GO): positive regulation of transcription by RNA polymerase II
Cellular component (GO): nucleus
Molecular function (GO): protein dimerization activity; DNA-binding transcription factor activity; RNA polymerase II transcription regulatory region sequence-specific DNA binding
Source: RefSeq, a predicted model, not a curated record
UUUCCAAUUCCAGUCUUUUCUCUCUCUCAGUUGUAGACUGGAUUUUUUCUCAACUUUCUGUAGAGAAAGUAAAAGAGAAGCAAGUCUGUUUUGCUAUAAAUAGGAGUUUCUUCUCUCUCCUCAUUCUCUCUCUUAUUGGUGAGGUUGCUGGUGUUCAAGUUUUCUCUCUCUCUCCUCGUUAAUCCCACCCACACCAGAAGCGAACAGGAUUGUGAGAUUAUUCAACAGAAAAAAAGAAUGGCGAGAGAGAAGAUUCAGAUCAAGAAGAUCGACAACGCAACUGCGAGGCAGGUGACCUUCUCGAAGAGAAGGAGAGGGCUUUUUAAGAAGGCCGAGGAGCUCUCCAUCCUCUGCGAUGCUGAGGUUGCUCUUAUCAUUUUCUCUGCAACUGGAAAGCUUUUCGAGUAUUCCAGCUCAAGUAUGAAGGAGAUACUUGAAAGACAUAAUCUACACUCAAAGAACCUUCAGAAACUUGAUCAGCCAUCUCUUGAGCUGCAGCUAGAGAACAGCAACUAUGCGCGGUUGAGCAAGGAAGUUGCAGAGAAAAGCCAUCAACUGAGGCGAAUGCGUGGAGAAGAUCUGCAAGGAUUAAAUAUAGAAGACCUGCAGCAACUAGAGAAAUCCCUUGAAACGGGACUGAGCCGUGUGCUAGAAACCAAGGGUGAACGGAUUAUGAAAGAAAUCAGUAACCUCGAGAGAAAGGGAAUGGAACUGUUGGAGGAGAAUGAGCGAUUGAAACAGCAAUUGCAGAUGAUGGAGAUGUCCAAGGGACAAAAGCACGUCGGUGCGGACUCAGAGAACAUAGUUUAUGAAGAAGGCCAGUCGUCGGACUCUGUCACCAAUGUCUGCAGCUCCUCUGGUCCACCCCAAGACUACGACAGUUCUGAUACAUCGCUUAAGUUGGGGCUACCAUUCUAGCUGAAUGUGCGAGGAAGGACGGAAGAGAUAAAUAGUGUAGCCAGGAAGAGGAGGCUGCUCCAAGAUAUAUCGUUGUUAUCAAACGUAUUGGCAUUGUUAAAAUAGAAAUCUAACCCAAAUUGUAUGUAUUAUAUUAUAAGCUAUACAGUUGAAGUGAUCAGAAUGCUCUGUCCAGAUAAACAUAUUUAUGCGGUUUGGUUUUUCUAGUGCAUUUUUCUUCUCUUCCCAUCCCAACAUCCUUCAGGGUAAUGCCCAUAUAUGGUGAUCGUCUUU